Messenger RNA from Lepus europaeus (European hare), 489 nucleotides. RefSeq names its product ras-related C3 botulinum toxin substrate 1-like. The record is from RefSeq and is a predicted model, not a curated record. Gene Ontology annotation, biological process: cortical cytoskeleton organization; regulation of cell shape; regulation of actin cytoskeleton organization. Gene Ontology annotation, cellular component: cell cortex; plasma membrane; cytoskeleton. Bases 14 to 427 code for a protein of 137 amino acids. NCBI's taxonomy places the organism in Eukaryota, Metazoa, Chordata, Mammalia, Lagomorpha, Leporidae. Gene Ontology annotation, molecular function: GTPase activity; GTP binding; protein kinase binding. The transcript has a single exon.
GCGAGUGGCCCAGAUGCAGGCUAUCAAGUGUGUGGUGGUGGGAGACGGAGCUGUGGGUAAGACUUGCCUGCUGAUCAGCUAUACCACCAAUGUGUUCCCUGGAGAGUACAUCCCCACUGUCUUUGACGGCUAUUCUGCCAGUGUUAUGGUAGAUGGCAAACCAGUGAAUCUGGGCUUAUGGGAUACAGCCGGACAAGAAGAUUAUGACAGGUUACGGCCCCUGUCCUGCCCACAAACAGACGUCUUCUUAAUUUGCUUUUCCCUUGAGUCCUGCAUCUUUGAAAAUGUCCUUGUGAAGUGGUGCCCUAAAGUGCGACACCAUUGCCCCAACACGCCCAUCUUCCUCUUGGGAACAAAACUGGAUCUUAAGGAUGAUAAAGACAAGAUUGAGAAACUGAAGGAGAAGCAGCUGACACCCAUCACCUAGCCCCAGGGCUUAGCCAUGGCCAAGGAGAUCGGUGCUGUGAAAUACCUGGAGUGCUGGGUUCU